Molecule: messenger RNA, 584 nt
Organism: Tripterygium wilfordii
Lineage: Eukaryota; Viridiplantae; Streptophyta; Magnoliopsida; Celastrales; Celastraceae
Product: auxin-induced protein 15A-like
Exons: 1
Coding region: 46-348 (100 amino acids)
Biological process (GO): response to auxin
Source: RefSeq, a predicted model, not a curated record
UCCUUCAACUUCAAGUAUUCAGAGAUUUUCUUUCCCUUGUUAAGCAUGGGUUUUCGUUUGCCUGGUAUUGUUCAAGCUAAGAAAGCUCUUCGACAUCUUCCCGGUACUGCUAACCAAGCAGCUCCAGGGGCCUUAGAUGUUCCAAAGGGCUACUUUGCAGUAUAUGUUGGUGAAAACGAAAAGAAGCGUUUUUUGAUCCCAGUAUCAUACUUGAACCAGCCUUUGUUCUUGGAUUUGCUCAGUCAUGCUGAAGAAGAAUUUGGAUUUGAUCAUCCGAUGGGUGGUCUUACAAUUCCUUGCAGUGAAGACAUCUUCAUUGAUAUCACUAAUCGCUUAACCAGGGCAUGAAAGAGUACUUGGACAUCGAAGAGGCUGAACAGUUUUGUAGACAUUUAGCAUUGCCAUGUACAAAACAAUUUAUUUCAUCUUUUUUCCUGCAUAGAAAUGCAGUUUGUUACAAAAUCUCACCAAAUUGAUAAUUAGAAAUAUCAUAUCAACUAAUUCUUUAGACUCUGUAAUUCUUUCCUUCUCUCUUUAGACCUGCUAUAGAAUUCUUCACUUAUUUGCCCUCAAUAUUAUCCAAG